Messenger RNA from Cryphonectria parasitica EP155, 2300 nucleotides. RefSeq names its product putative triglyceride lipase-cholesterol esterase. The transcript is spliced from 5 exons. Bases 188 to 1879 code for a protein of 563 amino acids. NCBI's taxonomy places the organism in Eukaryota, Fungi, Ascomycota, Sordariomycetes, Diaporthales, Cryphonectriaceae. The record is from RefSeq and is a predicted model, not a curated record.
CACAGUCUUCUCCCAACUUCUCUCUCGUCUUUCUAAAACAUGGAAUUCUACACCAUGUCGCCUUAGAGAAGUAUUUGUGUGCGCCUUCAUCCAUCCAGCCUCUCCAAGCGCAUCCUGGCCAGCCUGGCCAUCCUAAGAAUCCGACGAUAGUAGGCGGGCGGAUAGAUUCCACCCUGAGCGCGCCAACAUGCCCGUACCAUUCAUUGGGCGCCUCAACAUAGUCGAAUAUGUCGCCGUCGCUCUGUCGUUUGCCUUCGUCACUCUCGAGAGCAUCAUUCGCGUCCUGACCUUUGCCUUGCCUUCGCCUCUGAUCAACAUCUUUUACCGCGCAUCGAGACGUAUAUUCAAUCGGUGGAGAUCCACAGAUGAAAAAAGGGCAGAGGAAAGAAAGAAGAGCCUCUCAACCGCCAUAAGAAACGCGACCGAUUUCGUUGAGCUGUGCGAGCUGUUUGGCUACACCGCCGAGGAACAUGUCGUCCAGACUAGCGACGGUUACCUCCUGGGGCUGCACCGGCUGGCGUGGAGGAAAGACGAGGAGGAUCUCAAGGUUAAUUCCGGACCCAACAGUAUCAAGAAGCGAGUCAUCUACCUGCACCAUGGGCUUCUGAUGAACAGCGAAGUAUGGGUCUGCCUCACGGACGCGGAGAGGGCCUUGCCGUUCGUCUUGGUAGAUAAGGGGUUCGAUGUUUGGCUUGGAAACAAUCGUGGGAACAAAUACUCCAAGAAAAGCGUCAACUCUGCGCCGACCUCUCUUGAGUUCUGGAACUUUUCCAUCGAUGAGUUCGCCUUCUACGACAUCCCGAACAGUAUAGAGUACAUUCUAGGGAAUACAGGGCAGCCGUCGCUCUCGUAUAUCGGCUUUUCCCAAGGCACGGCGCAGGCCUUUGCCGCCCUGUCUAUCCAUCCGAAAUUGAAUCAACAAGUCAAUGUCUUCAUUGCUCUCGCGCCGGCAAUGUCGCCGCCUGGUCUGGCCAACGGUAUUGCGGACGCCUUGAUUAAAGCAUCACCACAGGUCCUGUUUCUCAUGUUUGGUCGGCGCGGCAUCCUGAGUUCCGCACCUCUGUGGGAGUCCAUCAUCUACCCGCCUCUAUAUAUCAAGAUUAUCGACAACGGGAUCCGGUUUCUCUUCAACUGGAAGGCCCAAAACAUCUCGGUCGCUCAGAAGCUCGCCGCCUACCCCCACCUCUACUCGUUCACCUCCACCAAGUCCGUGGUCCACUGGUUCCAGAUCAUUCGCACCAAAUCUUUCCAGAUGUACGACGAUGACCCACCCUUGAGCAUAGGAACAUCCACGCGCUCCACCAAGGUCACCAAGUACCCAACGCGCAACAUCAAGACGCCCGUCGUGCUCGUCUACGGAGGCAGCGACUCUCUCGUCGACAUCAAGGCGAUGCUGCGCGAACUCCCGCCCAAGACUGUCGCGACCGAGAUCCCCCACUACGAACAUCUCGACUUCCUGUGGGCCCGCGACGUCGCCGCACAGGUCUUCCCGCACGUCUUCGACGCCCUGGACAGCUUCACGAAUGCCGAGCACUCCAAGGACGAGUACGACAGCUACCGCCGCGCGAGGACGCAGAGCCUCGGCAAGAGCGCCACGUUUUGGCAGCGCGGUCACGCGUAUAACGGGAGCGACAUGAACGACAGCGAUGUAAAUAGUGCUGUGGGCGGCACGCCAUCCACGAGGCAGGCGCACCAGGCUCGCGAGGGCAUACGCGAUGUGAGGUUCAGCGACGAUGACAUAUCGACCAUCACAGACCCGAGCGAGCGUGGCGCAGAUAGCCCGCAUCCUCUUGGACGCAGAGGCAGAACAUCACCCCCCCGCGGCCUGGGGCUCGGCCUCGACGGCAGUGCGGAACAGUUGGACGGAGACAAGAGAUGAUCUCUUUUCCCCUGCCAGCUCUCCAGGCGAGGACUUCAAGCGGGAGCCUCCGGAACUCUACGAGAUCCGGCAGCAAGGGCAUCAGUCUAGAUGCCAGUAGGGGUUGCAGGCGGAGUCAGCACGACAGAUGCCACCAGCGUCAUCGCCAGUCCGCAGUUGAGCUCGGACGAAGCCAGGGACAAAGGGAAUGGACGAUGACUGGAAGCGAUGUCAAGGAACUAAAGAAUUAAAAGGCCAUACAAUGUUUAUAUCCAUGUGCUGACAGUAUAGAAAGUUGUACCCGUCCAUCCCCGAUCUAGUUGAUCAGAAAGUCAAAGGAGGAGGAGCCCGCCUGUCUGUACAGCGUGAGCAGACUACACUGUUACCCAAUACUUUCUUCCUCUAUUCCAAUUACAGCAAAGAGAACGUAUUACACACCCAG